AUGGGCCACAACAAUCGACAGGCGAAGCUGAAGCUGGACUUCAUCAUCGUAGGAGGCGGAUUAGCGACAGCCCACGCUCUUGCAUCAUCGGGACACCGUGUGCGAGUGUUCGAAAAGUCUCCUAUGGGGAACGGUUCCCAAGCUGGUGGCUUUCGAAUCACACCCAACGGGUACAAGGUGCUUCAGCAAUGGGGUGCCUUAGAUGAGUUCACGAUGCGGGGAUGGAAGAUGCCAUCGACCGAAUAUUACGAUAUGGAGACAGGUGAGAGCAUCGGGUAUCUUGGCUGGAAAGAGGAAGUAUUGCGCGAGCUUGGAGGAGAGUUCUAUACUAUUCUCCACCGCGAUCUUCAUGAUAUUGUCCACGAUCUUGCUGUCAAAUCCGGCGCUGAAAUCAUGAAAGACGCUGCUGUCACUUCCGUUCUUCCUCCUCUUGAAGAUAGCCCUGUCGAAUCAUCGCCCAGUUCGUCGAAGCCAGGAUGUGAUCCUUCAAAGCCCUCCAUCGUCCUCUCUACCGGACAGUCCUUCCAGGCUGAUAUCAUCAUCGGAGCAGAUGGUGGCCGUAGUCUCGUCCGACAAGUCAUCGAACAAGUGCCCAAACUACCCACCACAAAUACAGCAGUCUAUAAUGCCACCAUCCCUAUCAAGAAGAUGCAGGACGACGAAGGGCUGAAGGAGGUGACUGAGAUUGGCCAUAAUAUCUGGAUGGGUAAUAGGUGUUGUGUAAUGGCCUAUCCCGUUUGCAGCAAGAAGGCUUGGGUGUUCACGUUCUGGCAGAACGAAGAGUUGAAUGACGAGGACCCAGUAGGGUGGGGUACCCCAGUCCCGUCGAGUUGUCUGAAAUAUGACAAGCUGGACCCACGAUUACGAACUGCGAUCGCUAACAUCUCGACGCUCGAACGCGUCACGACUAGCUAUCUACCCUCCGCAAACUCCUGGGUCGACAAAUCCGAAACAAUCCUUCUCAUCGGGGAGGCUGCCCAUCCAUUCCCACCCUGCGGCAUGCCCAGCGCGACAAUAGUCCUCGAAGAGGCUUCUUUCCUCGGCACCCUAUUCUCCCACCUUCGCAGCCGAACUCAAAUCGCCUCCUUCCUCUACACCUUCGAAAAUCUCCGCAGAUCUCGCACACACACACUACACGCAGCCGAACUCGACAAUAUCACAAUCUUCUCCCUCCCACCCGGACCGGAGAGAAAGGCCCGCGACGACGUAUGGAGAGAGCAGAAGAAAGCAUACGUGAAUCGAGAAAUUGGCAAGGGGUCUGGUUCUACGAGCGGGAGUGCCAGAGGUAGCGGAGAAGGCGAGCAUGAACUAGGUGAUACGAACUCGGAAGCGGAGAAUCAGGAAUUGUUGAGGCAGUGGCAAGAACUGUUCGAGAUUUGGGGAUAUGAUGCCAGGGAUGCGGCGGAGAGUUGGUGGGUCGAGUGGGGUAUACUUGGUGAGAGGGCGUUGAACAUGGAUAUGCGGAAUGCGACGGAGCUGCAUGCGCGUUAUGAGACGGAGAUUUCUAGAGGGAGGGAUGCACUUGGGUUUCAUAACGUGGAGGUGGUUGCACCGCACAGUUGA
Messenger RNA from Stereum hirsutum FP-91666 SS1, 1563 nucleotides. Its product is annotated as FAD/NAD-P-binding domain-containing protein. Gene Ontology annotation, biological process: secondary metabolite biosynthetic process. The transcript has 8 exons. Bases 1 to 1563 code for a protein of 520 amino acids. The record is from RefSeq and is a predicted model, not a curated record. Lineage: Eukaryota; Fungi; Basidiomycota; Agaricomycetes; Russulales; Stereaceae. Gene Ontology annotation, molecular function: monooxygenase activity; FAD binding.